AUGACGCCUGCUGUUGAUAUUGCCGGCCGCUCUCCCUCGCACGGCGACGCCCUCGCCAGCGCCGUCCACAACACCCUCAACCUCUCCACCAGCCCCUCCGCUGCCUUCCACUCCCCGCCGUCCAGCUAUGGCGCCGAAGCGAGAAACCAGGCCUCUGCCGCCCGCGCGAAGCACCUGAAGCCCUUCGCGACCCAGGACAUCAAGGUGCUCCUGCUGGAGAACGUGAACCAGACCGGACGGGAAAUCCUGCAGGGCCAGGGCUACCAGGUCGAGUACCUGAAGAGCUCUCUGCCCGAGGACCAGCUCAUUGAGAAGAUCCGGGACGUGCACGUCAUUGGCAUUCGCUCCAAGACCAAGCUGAACGAGAGGGUGCUCAAGGAGGCCAAGAACCUCAUUGUCAUCGGCUGCUUCUGCAUUGGCACCAACCAGGUCGACCUCGACUACGCCGCCGCCAACGGUAUCGCCGUCUUCAACUCGCCCUUCUCCAACUCGCGCAGUGUCGCCGAAUUGAUCAUCUCCGAGAUCAUUGCCCUUGCCAGGCAGCUCGGCGACCGCUCCAACGAACUUCACAAUGGUGUGUGGAACAAGGUCUCUGCUGGUUGCUGGGAGAUCAGAGGAAAGACCCUCGGUAUCAUUGGUUACGGCCACAUUGGUAGCCAGCUGUCGGUUAUGGCUGAGGCCAUGGGUAUGUCGGUCAUCUACUAUGACGUGAUGAACCUGAUGGCCAUGAGCACUGCUCGCCAGAUGAACUCGCUGGAUGAGCUCCUUGCCGGCGCCGACUUCGUCACCCUCCACGUCCCCGAGUCUCCCGAGACCAAGAACAUGAUUGGUGCCGAGCAGCUCGCGAAGAUGCGCAGCGGCAGCUACCUCCUCAACGCUAGCCGUGGCAGUGUUGUCGACAUCCCCGCUCUGAUUGACGCCAUGCGCAGCGGCCACCUGGCUGGCGCGGCUCUUGACGUGUACCCCAACGAGCCGGCUGGCAAUGGCCCCUACUUCAACUCUGAGCUGAACCCGUGGGCGGAGGAUCUCCGCAAGCUGAAGAACAUCAUUCUGACCCCCCACAUCGGUGGCUCGACCGAGGAGGCCCAGAGCGCCAUCGGUAUCGAGGUUGCCAGCGCGCUGACCAAGUACGUUAACGAGGGCAACACGCUCCAGUCGGUCAACAUGCCCGAGCUGGCCCUGCGCUCGCUCACCACCGACGAGCCCAACCAUGUGCGUGCUUGCUUCAUCCACAAGAACAUUCCUGGUGUGCUGCGUCGCGUGAACGAUAUUCUUGGUGACCACAACAUCGACAAGCAGACUGUCGAUGCUAAGGGCGAGGUUGCUUACCUGCUCGCCGAUAUCUCUGAUGUCAACGAGGCGGAGAUCAAGGCUCUGUACCAGGAGCUCGAGGACCUGCAGUCCAACAUCAGGACUCGCGUCCUCUACUAA
This is a messenger RNA of Lasiodiplodia theobromae, 1431 nucleotides long. RefSeq names its product D-3-phosphoglycerate dehydrogenase. Lineage: Eukaryota; Fungi; Ascomycota; Dothideomycetes; Botryosphaeriales; Botryosphaeriaceae. Gene Ontology annotation, molecular function: NAD binding; oxidoreductase activity, acting on the CH-OH group of donors, NAD or NADP as acceptor. The coding region runs from base 1 to 1431 and encodes 476 amino acids. The record is from RefSeq and is a predicted model, not a curated record. The transcript has 4 exons.